GCGCUCAGGCUCCGCCAGCCAUGGGGCGGCGGUUCCACGCGCUGCGGCCGCUGCUGGCGCCGCUGUUGCUGCCGCUGCUGCUGCCGCCGCGGGCGCUUCCCCGGGCGCACUGCCCCAAGCCCUGCAGCUGCCCGCCAGACGGCGCCCUGCGCUGCCCCGGCCCACGGGCCGGCCUCACCCUACUAUCACUCACCUAUCUCCCUAUCAAACUAAUCCCAUCUCAAGCUUUCAGAGGACUUAAUGAGGUGGUAAAAAUUGAAAUCUCUCAGAGUGAUUCUCUGGAAAAGAUAGAAGCUAAUGCCUUUGACAACCUCCUCAAUUUGUCUGAAAUACUGAUCCAGAACACCAAAAACCUGGUGUACAUCGAGCCUGGAGCAUUUAGAAAUCUGCCCCGGUUAAAAUACCUGAGCAUCUGUAACACAGGCAUCCAAGAGCUUCCAGAUGUUACGAAGAUCUUCUCCUCCGAAUUUAAUUUCAUUCUGGAAAUUUGUGAUAACUUACACAUAACCACCAUACCAGGAAAUGCUUUUCAAGGGAUGAAUAACGAAUCCAUAACACUCAAACUAUAUGGAAAUGGGUUUGAAGAAAUACAAAGUCAUGCCUUCAACGGGACGACGCUGAUUUCCCUGGAGCUCAAGGAAAACACACACCUGGAGAAGAUGCACAAUGGAGCCUUCUGGGGGGCCACGGGGCCUAGCAUCUUGGAUAUUUCAUCCACCAAAUUGCAAGCCCUGCCUAGCUAUGGGCUGGAGUCCAUCCAUACACUCAUUGCCACAUCAUCCUAUUCUCUAAAAAAACUGCCAUCAAGGGAAAAAUUCACCAACCUCCUGGAUGCCACACUGACUUACCCCAGCCACUGCUGUGCUUUUAGAAACUUGCCAACAAAAGAGCAGAAUUUUUCAUUUUCCAUUUUUGAAAACUUUUCCAAACAAUGUGAAAGCACAGCAAGGAGACCAAAUAAUGAAACACUGAACCUAGAGGAAUUUGUGGGUGUUCACAAGACUGUGAAACUAGCAACUAGUUCAUAAACUUUCUGAAUUUCGUAACAAAACCUGAAGUGAGAUCUCCAUACCAACAUGAAAUAACACUGGCUGGUGGAGACUAACCAAGAAAAAUUUUAAAGCAAAAUAAGAGGUGAUUGAAGCAAUGGCUGGAAUUAUUUCAAAACCUGUGAUGCUUCCAACACCACAAGUACAGUUAAUGGAAACUCUGAAGAAUGCAAGCGGGCACAUCCAAAGCACCUGAUAGAAACAAUGCAAGAUUCAGACGACAUGGACUGAAAGAUGACAAGGAAUCACUUCCUAGAAGUAUUGACAAUGAGGAAGAGAAGUGAAAUUUUAGUAAGAGUCAACAUCAAUCAGAUUUACGAAAACAGGACAAAGAGGAUGGACUUUGGUCUCAAGGCGAAAGGGUGUUAAACAGAUCUCAUCCUCACCAGCUACUGUCCCAAUGUUCUUAUUUACAGCAAAGCUCCUCAAAAAAGCCAUCUACUCACGGUCUCUACUCCUACUUGAGUUGUCUGCCAACGUCACCGAUGAUUUCCACGUUGCUAAAUUCAAAGACCAAUUCUUAGUCUGCGGCUUAUACGGUCAGCAGCAUUUCAGGUAGCUGAUUACACUUAUUCCAGUGAGGUACUCUUCCUCCAUCUCCUUUACUGGAUCAUCCUCGUUUUCCUGACCCCUAAUGUUACAGUCCAAAGACUCAGUACCUAGACCGCUUCUACUUUUUACACUCACUCGUAGGCAAUCUCAUCCAGUCUUACAGCUUUUAGUGCCAGGGUCUCUAAACAUCCCAUCUCUGGCUCAACCCUCUUUCCUGCCUGGUGUAUCUACCUGGAUGUCUGAUAGGCCUCUCAAGGUCGACACAUUCAACCUGCAUUUCUGAUCUUUCUCCCCAAACUUUCUCCUAUAACUCUUUCUCUUCUCCAUAAAAGACAGCUCCCGUUUUUAGUUGCUCAGGCCAAAAGUCUGGGAGUCAGUUUUGUUUCCUUCUUUCCACUACACUGGGAGCCCAAUCCAAUCCAUCAGCACACACUACUGGCUCUGUAUUUCAGACAUGUCCUGAGUCCAACCAUAUUUCACCCCCCAUUACCACUCCCAGGUACCAUUGCCUCUCACCUGGAUUAUUGCAAUAGCCUCCUAACCACGCACUGCUUCUGCCAUUACCCACUUUUAUGUCCACAGACUCAUCAUAACAUGUAAUUCAGUUCAUGUCACUCAUCUGCACAAACCUUCUAAUGGCUCCCGUCUCGCUCAGAAUAAAAUCAAGUCCUUCCCAAAGACUACGCCCUACGUGAUCUGCUUCCCUCACCCACCCACAACCUCUCUGAUCUCUCCCCCAGCCAUCCUCCCGUUCAUCUGCUCCCACCACCCAGCAGCCAUCUGCCCUCCUUGGUGUUUCUCCGAUAAGCUAAGCACACUCAGACUUCAGUGCCUCUGCAAAAGCAUUUCCUUCUGCUGGACACACCCUCCUCUGGGAGAUCUUGGUCACUUGCUUCCUCACUUCUUUCAGGUCUCUGCUAGAAUGUCAUCUCAUCAGCGAGGACUUCUGGGGCCAACCUAUCUAAAAUGGGUUUCAAUUUUCUGCCAUUCUGUUGCUUUUUUCCACCCCCUGCACAGCAAUAAUCACAACACGGUAUCCGUGUACUGUCCAACUUCCCCACUAUUAAAUAUCUUCCACAAGAAGAGGAAUUUGCUGUUUGGUGAUUGCGUAUCCCCAGUGCCUAGAAAAAUGCAAGCACACAGUAAGCACACAAUAAACAUUAGAGUCAGCAAGACAACUAAUUAGAACAAUGGUCUCAUAGCAUUUUGAGGUGAUUCAAAGUGAACACUUAAAGCAGCCGAUGUCAAGCAAGCCUUCUGUACUUCAGAGUGUGGAAGACACCUUUGGGAAUGCCUGAUGUGUUUAGCCACAUUCAUACACUUACUCGUGGAAAAAUAUUGUUCUAACAGGCUUUAUAAGAAAAUGACAACAUCCACCCAGAAAGAUUUCUGGAAGACAGUGCCUGUCUUAAAGAGACAAUGCUCAUUAGUAGUCUCUGAGGACUAUACGGGGUGAAGGCUUAUCCUUGAGUCAAGACAGUAUGGUAUAGCCUCCUGAAAGCAUACAUUUGCUUACCUAAGAAGCUAAAAGUACAAUCCUGCACUAGAGCUUUUUACAGACCACACCCAACUUGAUACAUGGCAACUGAAAGCUCAGAAGUCAAACAGGAUGGACCCGCUGUAAUAU
Molecule: messenger RNA, 3228 nt
Organism: Prionailurus viverrinus (fishing cat)
Lineage: Eukaryota; Metazoa; Chordata; Mammalia; Carnivora; Felidae
Gene: LHCGR
Product: luteinizing hormone/choriogonadotropin receptor
Exons: 11
Coding region: 21-1028 (335 amino acids)
Biological process (GO): phospholipase C-activating G protein-coupled receptor signaling pathway; ovulation cycle process; male gonad development
Cellular component (GO): membrane
Molecular function (GO): luteinizing hormone receptor activity
Source: RefSeq, a predicted model, not a curated record